Messenger RNA from Petromyzon marinus (sea lamprey), 3190 nucleotides. Lineage: Eukaryota; Metazoa; Chordata; Hyperoartia; Petromyzontiformes; Petromyzontidae. The record is from RefSeq and is a predicted model, not a curated record.
CCGCUUGUACCCAACCACCAUCUGCCUGGCCGCGAGAGGCAUGCCGGGAAAAAGCAAGGAAGUUUGAAUGUGGAUUUGACGGAAAUAAAGCGCGUGGGGGUGGUGGGUUUUUUUUGGUGGUUGGUGGUUGAUUCGUAAACAUUGUAAGUCAUUUUUUUUGUUUGUUUGUUUGUUACAAAGAUACUCGAGCGUAUAUUUGCGCACGGAUUCGCGAGCACGAGGACGUGGGUUAUAGAAAAUCCCCGCCACGGUCGAUUCAUCCAAGAGGCCGCACCCAACACCACCACCACCGCCGUCACCCCCAACGAGGCGACGUGUGUGCAGAUGGAGAGCCAUGAGGAUGCCUGUGAGAAACUGGAUGGAGACUUCGAUCAUUUUCUUGUUGAUAUGAAGCCCUUUGUGCUCAAGCUUCCACACAAGUCUGAUCGGCAACGUUGCGCGCUGUGGAUCAAGAAGCUCUGUGAGCCGCCGGUAGCACGCAGUGGAGCCCUGGGCAUCUCAAGCCGCAAGAACCGCAAUGACUACGCACGUCUGCUGCUGCACAUGUUGCGCCGGAGUGUGCUGGAGGAGCCCUUCACUCACAGGCCUGACACGGGGCCCCUCAAGACGCUGCCGACUUACAUGGCCAUCUACUUUGACGAACCCCUGGAGGACAUUGUGGCGAGCCGGGAACCCCCAGACUGGGUCACGGGUGCGCUUGACGCACCAGAGGAGACCUCCAAACGUUCGCUGAAAGAGGACGAACGCUCGGGUCCGCACCUCUCCUUCGAUUCAACGUGCAGUCGUCACAGGACAAGUUCUGAAAAUGAGGGAGCUUCCAGGCAGCUGCAUGCUCUUUCCCAAAGUGCUGCCCUUGGGCCUGUUCUGAAGAGAUCCUUCAAGAGGACUCAGGACCAUCACACUGGACUCUCGUCUGAUGACAGUGACCUUGACAGCCGGUUUGGGGCUGGUGAUGAAAGAAAUGGAACAUUCCUUGACCAACAGACGGUUUCACAAAUGCACAAGAAGGAGCUGGAGGUGAGGACCAAGCUUCUGGAGGUCAUGUUUCAGGAGGAGAAGCUAAAACUUCAGCAGAAGCACGAUGCCGACAUCCAGAAGAUUCUAGACCGUAAGAAUGGCGAGAUUGAGGAGGUCAAGUCCCUCAACCGGAGGAAGCAGAAGGAGGCAGACGAUACCAUCAAGAAGCUGGAAAAGAAAGUGCAGGCCCUCAUGUGGGAGGCCCAGGUUCUACAGGAGAGCAAAGACAGGGAGAUGGUUGACCUGGCGAGAACUUCUGAGCACAACAUUGAAGACCUCAGGUCCCAGUAUGAGAGCAAGCUUACGGAGGCCACGUCGGAUUUCGAAGUGGAGAAGCUGCAGCUUCAGAAGCGCCACACGGAUAACAUCCAGGCUCUGUUGGACGACACCAACACACGUCUCGCGGCCAUGGAGGACGAGUAUUCGUCACAGGCGCGCGCUACGGUGGAGCAGACACGAGAGCUGGAGUCUCGUGUCCAACAACUAAGUAUCGAGGCGGAGAGGAAUUCAUCACUCGGACAGCGGCUAGGUCAAGAGAAGGCCCAACUGGAGGCACAGUGCAGUACGCUAAGCUCAGAGCUGGAAUACAGCAAGAGCAGAUACGCAAGCUUGGAGCAGGAGAGCCAGAGGGCCCGGCUGGUACUGGAGGAGAAGUUGCAACAGUGCCGGGGGCGCCUGGAGGCGCAGCUAGAGUCGCUGAAGCAAGACAACGCUCGUGCAGCCUCCGAGGCAACCGCUGUCAUUGAAGGCCUCGAGAAGGAAGUGUCGGAGCACAAGGGAUCGCUCAGGGAAACCGAGCUGCAGAAACAUAGACAGCUCAGGGAGCAAGAAAAUCAAUUCAAACAACAAAUUAUUGAGUUGGAACAGCUCAGUGAUAAAAAGAUACGAUCCGUGCAAACCGAGUUGGAAGAAACCAAGGCUGAAGCGCAGAGAAAAAUACGGCAGAUGGAAGAUGGAAUCAGAGAGAAGGAGGAACGCCACACCAGGGCCUUAGAGGCGGAGAGGGCUCAUGCCCAGCGAGCAGAGGCUGCCCUGGAUGACUUCAAAAAGCAGGUGGAGCUCAACGCAGAGAAGAUAUAUGGCGAGAUGCGACAUCAGAUGACGAAGGUGGAGAGCGACUUGUCCCGCUCUAAGUCACUGCGGGAGAAGCAGGCGAAGGAGUUCACGAGACAGCAGGAGCAGUUGCGGCAGCGUUACGAGCAGCAGAUCGUGGAGCUACGCCUACAGCAGGAGCAGGACAAGACGCUGGCCCUGCAGCAUCACGGGGCGGACAAAGAGCGGCUCUUGAAACUGCACCAGGAGGAGAUGGAAAGCCUGGAGGCUCGGUUGCGAGCCACCGCCAUGGAACAGGAGUCUCACUUCCAGGAGAGGAGGAAGCGAGAUGCGAAGACGGCGUCCGAACUGGAGAGGAGGUUGUCAAAUGUUGCCGUGCAGCAGGAGGCGGAGAGGCAGAGGGCCUCGCGCGAGCUGGAGGCUGCGCAGGCCAAGUUCCGGUUCCAGCUGGAGAACGCCCGCGUGGAGAUGCAGAGGGCCCACAGCAAGCAGAUGGAGCAGGCGCAGGAGAAGGCCAGCGCGCGGUUCAGACAGAUGGAGAAGGAGUGCAAUCAAAGGCUGGCCGCCUCCGCGCAGGCAAUGGCAGAGGUGCAGACAAACACGGCGACCCUGAAAGACGAAGCGAGCAGGCGGCAGCUCACGCUGGAGAGGCAGCUCAACGAGGCCCACGCGCAGAGGGACGCUGAGAAGAGGACGUUACUGGAGGAGCACGGCAGAGAGACGCAGGUCCUUCUGACGGAAGUCGAGACGUGGCGCGUGCGUGUGCAGCUGUUAGAGAAGGCGCUGCAGACGCAAGGACUGCAGCACCAGCAGCAGAUGACACAUUUGCGUCAGGAGCAUGAGGGCAGGAUGAAAGGACUCAUGCCCGCCAGCCUGCGGCAGGAACUGGAGGACACCAUCUCAUCUCUCAAGUCGCAGGUGGUCUCCUUGCAGAAGAGAGCAGCUGUUCUGCAGGAAGAGCUGUCACCCUGCCAGCUCAAAAGGUGAAGCCACUCAUCAACACGGAGGAUGAAGCCACUGCAUCCGCAAGGGAAUUGGAGAUUCUGAAACGUCUGGCCUUUAACUUUACUUACACCUCAAGCCAUGCAUCGUUACUUCUCCUCCUCCUCCUCUCGCCGUC